This is a messenger RNA of Odocoileus virginianus texanus, 1729 nucleotides long. Lineage: Eukaryota; Metazoa; Chordata; Mammalia; Artiodactyla; Cervidae. The record is from RefSeq and is a predicted model, not a curated record.
AAACUAGAUACGAUCCUUGAUUCCUUUAGUAUUCUCCUCACCCACCACAUUUAAGCAUCCAACACCUACUGUCACACCCUCCAAACUCCACCACUCUUAACCCAACCCAAGCAUUCCAACCUAAGGCACCACCAUGUCUUGCCUAGACUGCAGCAGGUGUCACUGUGCCCACUCGAAAACCCUAUAAAUCUGUUCUCUACCGAGACCUGUCCCUGUGUCACUCAGACACAGCCACCUGAAGGAGCAGAUCUGGUCACAGGGCUGCUCUGCUGAAGUCCUUCUUUUGAGUGUGAAUAGUUUCCUCUUACACUCAAAAUAAAACCCAAAUUCCUUAAAACUAUGACCUACAAGGCCUUACAUGAUGACCUGGCCUCUAUCUCUAUUUUACACCUUAUCUCCCAUCCUCUCUUUUAGUUCAUUCAUUUCUGUCAUACUGACCUUCUUGUUGCUAGCUUGUCAAUCAUGUUUCCACUCAAAUGUCACUCCUCAAAGGGGACCUCCCUGACCAUCCUGUUUUAGUGUAUACUGUCUCUAACAUUUUUCUCUCUUUACUGUUUUCACCAUCCUUUAUGCCAUUUUAAUAAUACUUUGAAAUUAUAUUAGAUAUCUGCCUACCCAGUGAUUGUCUACCCUAGAUAGUAUGUUCCAAGAAGCCACGUUCAGUUUACCCUAAAAACCCUAUCACCUUUCACAGUGUCUAGCAUCCAACGGGCCAUUAAGACAUUUCCUGAAUGAAUGAUAAAGGCUGGCACCUAGGCCCAGUGAGCGCUGAGCUCCACUAGAAGCCAUCAGUCCAGGCAUUUAUGAGCCACACGAUGCUGAGGGGCUCCGCUCCAGAACUAGGACACGGACAAUUGUGGAAUUCUGCAACUGGAGAAUCGGCACAGUGUAAUCGCCGGCUGGCAGUCAGCUAAUCAUUCUAGCAGCUCUAUCAGACAGAUGCCCAACAGACAGAGCUAGCCGGUGACAGCCAGGUGAAGCCGUUACGGGAUUCCACCGUGCUGGAGCUAUUUCCAAAGUCUGAUUUACUAGCGUUGUUUGGCAUUUUUCUUCACAGUUGUUUUAUUUUAAAAAUAAAACCAAGCACCAUUCUUGUUCACCUACUCUGUCACACUAAACUCUAAACAUGUUCCACCUACACACACAUCCAUUUGUCCUAAAUAUACACUGCUGAAAAUAAAAAGUGGUUUUAAGCCACAGUGUCCCUACUAAAGAAAUGUAGAAAUGUGUUUUUAAACAUGCCUAAGGGAAGGCCUGCCUUCACCCGAGACUCGGAGGAGUGGGGUCUAGGCAGCGGCGUCAUGCGGCUGGCACAAGCUCUUAGUUGGUACCGGCGGAUGUCAGUCGUUUACGGACUGGGCGCCUGGACCCUGCUGGGCUCCUUGAUUUUCCUGAGUCAGAAAAAGAGCAAGCCGCCAGGUGAUAAAGUAGAACAAAAGGAUGCCUCAAGAAACGAACUAUCUGAGCCCCCAAAAGGCUUUUAUGUGGAAACGAUUGUCACAUAUAGAGAAGAUUUUGUUCCAGUUACUGCCAGGAUCAUCAACUAUUUGAAAUCAUGGACUAGUGGCCCUGGACCAAAAUCAUGAUUGACUGCUAAACUCUGAAAACAGAACUUUGGUUCAGCAUAUACAUUUGAGAGAUACCUUGAUUUCCACUUUCCAUUUGUGAAAAGUGAAUACAUUUAAGUUUGCUGUAAAAUAAAAAAAUAGGCAAUAAAUAGCCCCUUGAA